Messenger RNA from Podarcis raffonei (Aeolian wall lizard), 1043 nucleotides. Its product is annotated as ras-related protein Rab-39B-like. Gene Ontology annotation, molecular function: GTPase activity; GTP binding. Bases 235 to 879 code for a protein of 214 amino acids. The record is from RefSeq and is a predicted model, not a curated record. Gene Ontology annotation, cellular component: Golgi membrane. The transcript is spliced from 2 exons. Lineage: Eukaryota; Metazoa; Chordata; Lepidosauria; Squamata; Lacertidae.
ACACGAAAUGAAACAGCCGUCAGCCCCAGGCUGCAGAUGCGACCAAUCUGCUUUCACCUACAACAAGCCUCAACCAGUUUUCCACUUCUGUCGGAGCUCAAGAACAGCGUUUUCCACUUGGCCGUGUGGCUGGAUAAAUCUUGACACGGGGAGUGGAGUGCCUAGUUUGUGCCACUGUACGAGCGUUCCCACUUGCCUCUCCAGCUUUCUUCUCCCCUCUCCCCCAGUCUCCGGAUGGCAGUGGAUUCGCUCUGGCACUACCAGUUCCGGAUUAUCAUGUUGGGGGACUCCACUGUGGGAAAAUCCUGUCUCCUGAAGCGCUACGCCGAAGGGGUCUUCCUUGAGUCCAUGAAUCAAACUGUGGGUGUGGAUUUUUAUGUUCACUUCCUGGAGAUUGAGCCUGACCUGCGCAUCAAACUACAGUUUUGGGAUACAGCUGGGCAAGAGCGGUUCAGGUCUGUGACACGUUCCUAUUACCGCAACUCCGCUGGAGGUGUGCUGGUGUUUGACCUGGCCAACAGAGCAUCCUUCGAAAGCAUCCGGAAGUGGCACCAGGAAGUGAUGGACACGGUGAAGCCUCACCACAUUGUCUUUGUGCUGGUUGGGCACAAGAGCGAUUUGGAGGCCGAGAGGAAGGUUGGACAAAAGGAGGCAGAGAAACUGGCCACUUUGCUGGAGGCCAAGUACAUUGAGACGUCUGCGAAGAGCAACAGGAACGUGGGGGAGGCUUUCCAGAUCUUGACUAUGGGAAUAUACGAGGCUCUGAAAAGCGGGAAAAUGAGACCCAGCGAACAGUGGGACGGGGUGAAAAGCAAACUGCCACCUUUGGCACAGCCUGAGGCCCAGGCACAGGAAGGGGGCAAGAAAUGUUCCUGCUAGCAAAUGGCAACUGCCUCUGGGAAAGUGCAUGGGCCCUUUUGUACAAUAACCCGUGCAUGAUGCCCAUGAGCCAUUCAUCUAGAAAGCAAUGAAGGCUAUAAAAGGCUUUUAUAGGCUGGUGUAUAAGCAAAGGUGUAUUCCCUUUUGUUAUUGCUAACCUAACA